GAGCGGCGGCCGGCAGGCCCCGCCCCCGCGGCGCCCACGUGCAGCGGCUGGGCCCGGGGCCUCCAGGGGACCGUCUGGCCCCCAAAGCGCCUUCCUACGUGCGGGGAUAGUAACCAGCACGGGGCUGAAAGCUGAGAUCAAAGACGCCCAUGAGCCGGCGUGAGUGGAUGAGAGAAGCGAGCAAGAAGCAGCACCCGUCAGCCUGAGGGUUCGUUCCAGGGCCAGGCCUGCAGCCGGCGCCCUUACCUGCCCGUGGAGGUUCCAGGACCACUCGGAGCCGGGCGGCUGCCGGAUCUGGGCUGCGGCUCCGAGGCAGCUUUCAGAGGGGCGGGGCCAAGGGCUGGGCGUUCCCGCGGGCGGGGCGUCCCGGGGGCGGGGCGGGCCCCUGUGUUUGUUGCACCGUGUCAGUUACUUUGUAACAAAAGUGGUGCAGCCGCUGCUCCGGCCGGCUCCCUAGGCCGGCCCGCCUCUAGCUGUCGCCGACAUGGAACCCGUGGCCAGCAACAUCCAGGUCCUGCUGCAGGCGGCCGAGUUCCUGGAGCGCCGUGAGAGAGAGGCCGAGCAUGGUUAUGCGUCCCUGUGCCCGCACCGCAGUCCCGGCCCCAUCCACAGGAGGAAGAAGCGACCUCCCGAGGCUCCUGGCGCGCAGGACAGCGGGCGGUCUGUGCACAAUGAACUGGAGAAGCGCAGGAGGGCCCAGUUGAAGCGGUGUCUGGAGCGGCUGAAACAGCAGAUGCCCCUGGGGGCUGACUGUGCUCGAUACACCACACUGAGCCUGCUGCGCCGUGCCAGGAUGCACAUCCAGAAACUGGAGGAGCAGGAGCAGCGGGCCCGGCAGCUCAAGGAGAGGCUGCGCAGCAAGCAGCAGAGCCUGCAGCGGCAGCUGGAGCAGCUCCGGGGGCUGGCAGGGGCAGCCGAGCGGGAACGGCUGCGGGCGGACAGCCUGGACUCCUCAGGCCUUUCCUCCGAGCGGUCAGACUCAGACCAAGAGGAGCUGGAGGUGGAUGUGGAGAGCCUGGUGUUUGGGGGUGAGGCUGAGCUGCUGCGGGGCUUCAUCGCGGGCCAGGAGCACAGCUACUCGCACAGCAGCGGCGCCUGGCUAUGAUGUUCUUCACCCAGGGCAGGCCUCUGCCCUCUGCUCGUGCCAGGCCCACCUGCCAGGGAUGAGCUCUCCCCAAGCCUUAAGUGCUGUUAGGAGUCCUCUGUUGGAAUGGACUAAAAGGACCCUUGUGUGGGAACAGGUGCUCCCCCAUACCCUGCUGCUGGCUGCCAGGCAGGCCCUCUGGAAGAGGCAGGACUCAUCAGGACCUCCCUAAACCCCUGCAGGGCAGGCAGCUUGGGCCUGAGCCCAAGCACCUGGCUCUGCUGCCUCCAAGGGAACAGGAAGCCUCUUGGGCCUCUUCCCUUCUUGGACAAGGCCCCCUGGCCUUUGCCUCACAUAACUGUACAGUAUCUUCAUUAAAAGCCUCUUUCAUAACUUCC
Molecule: messenger RNA, 1482 nt
Organism: Cebus imitator (Panamanian white-faced capuchin)
Lineage: Eukaryota; Metazoa; Chordata; Mammalia; Primates; Cebidae
Gene: MXD3
Product: MAX dimerization protein 3
Exons: 6
Coding region: 485-1105 (206 amino acids)
Biological process (GO): regulation of transcription by RNA polymerase II
Molecular function (GO): RNA polymerase II cis-regulatory region sequence-specific DNA binding; protein dimerization activity; DNA-binding transcription factor activity, RNA polymerase II-specific
Source: RefSeq, a predicted model, not a curated record